AUGAACGCCCCGAGCUCCACCGGCUCGAACGUGGCGUCCCCGUACGGGUGCACCACCGUGCUCCCUGCGCCCGCCCGUCAGCCCGCACAACAUAUGGACCAGGGAGUUUACGCACGUCCACCGAUGUAUCCACUCCUCUCGGACCCUCGACGUCCAGCCCGAACUGCGCGGGCCUUCGCGAUCCAAAACGCCGCCGAGGGUGCGACCUUGCUCGGUCACGGCUCUGCCGGUUGUGUACCUUGUGCAGGAGAGAAUGGGGCCUGGUGA
Molecule: messenger RNA, 267 nt
Organism: Sparassis crispa
Lineage: Eukaryota; Fungi; Basidiomycota; Agaricomycetes; Polyporales; Sparassidaceae
Exons: 1
Coding region: 1-267 (88 amino acids)
Source: RefSeq, a predicted model, not a curated record